AUGGAUGUCGUUACUAAUGUUCGUAACAUGUCCGUCAUUGCUCACGUCGAUCAUGGUAAAUCUACUUUAACCGAUUCUUUAGUUCAAAGAGCUGGUAUUAUUUCUGCUGCCAAAGCUGGUGAAGCUAGAUUCACUGAUACCAGAAAAGAUGAACAAGAAAGAGGUAUUACUAUUAAAUCUACCGCUAUUUCUUUAUAUGCUGCCAUGGCUGAUGAUGAUGUCAAGGAAAUUAAACAAAAAACUGUUGGUAAUGAAUUUUUAAUCAAUUUAAUUGAUUCCCCAGGUCACGUUGAUUUCUCUUCCGAAGUUACUGCUGCUUUAAGAGUUACUGAUGGUGCUUUAGUUGUUGUUGAUUGUGUUGAAGGUGUCUGUGUCCAAACUGAAACCGUCUUAAGACAAGCUUUAGCUGAAAGAAUUAAACCAGUUGUUAUUGUUAACAAGGUUGAUAGAGCUUUAUUAGAAUUACAAGUUACUAAAGAAGAUUUAUAUCAAUCUUUUGCUAGAACUGUGGAAUCUGUUAAUGUUAUCAUUGCCACUUAUGUUGAUGAAGUUUUAGGUGAUGCUCAAGUUUACCCAGAAAAAGGUACCGUUGCUUUCGGUUCCGGUUUACAUGGUUGGGCUUUUACUGUUAGACAAUUUGCUACCAGAUAUUCUAAAAAAUUCGGUGUUGAUAGAAUUAAGAUGAUGGAAAGAUUAUGGGGAGAUUCUUAUUUCAAUCCAAAAACUAAAAAAUGGUCUAACAAAGAUAAAGAUGCUGAUGGUAAAACUUUAGAAAGAGCUUUCAAUAUGUUCGUUUUAGAUCCAAUCUUUAGAAUCUUUGCUGCUGUUAUGAACUUCAAAAAAGAUGAAAUUCCAACCUUAUUAGAAAAAUUAGAAAUUAACUUAAAGGGUGAUGAAAAAGAUUUAGAAGGUAAAGCUUUAUUAAAGGUUGUUAUGAGAAAAUUCUUACCAGCUGCUGAUGCUUUAUUAGAAAUGAUUAUUAUUCAUUUACCAUCUCCAGUUACUGCUCAAUUUUACAGAGCUGAUACUUUAUAUGAAGGUCCAGCUGAUGAUGCUUCAGCUAUUGCCAUUAAGAACUGUGACCCUAAGGCUGACUUAAUGUUGUAUAUUUCCAAGAUGGUCCCAACCUCUGAUAAAGGUAGAUUCUACGCUUUUGGUCGUGUUUUCGCUGGUACUGUUAAAUCCGGUCAAAAGGUUAGAAUUCAAGGUCCAAACUAUGUUGUUGGUAGAAAAGAAGAUUUAUUCCUUAAAUCUAUUCAAAGAACCGUUUUAAUGAUGGGAAGAUUUGUUGAACAAAUUGAUGAUUGUCCAGCUGGUAACAUUGUUGGUUUAGUUGGUAUUGAUCAAUUUUUAUUAAAAUCUGGUACUAUUACUACUAAUGAAAACUCUGCUAACAUGAAAGUUAUGAAAUUCUCUGUUUCUCCAGUUGUGCAAGUUGCUGUUGAAGUUAAGAAUGCUAAUGAUUUACCAAAAUUAGUUGAAGGUUUAAAGAGAUUAUCUAAAUCUGAUCCAUGUGUUGUUUGUUCUAUGUCUGAAUCUGGUGAACAUAUUGUUGCUGGUACUGGUGAAUUACAUUUAGAAAUUUGUUUACAAGAUUUAGAAAAUGAUCAUGCUGGUGUUCCAUUAAGAAUUUCUCCACCAAUUGUUGCUUAUAGAGAAACUGUUGAAGAAGAAUCUUCCAUGGUUGCUUUAUCUAAAUCUCCAAACAAGCAUAACAGAAUUUAUGUUAAAGCUGAACCAUUAUCUGAAGAAGUUGCUUUAGGUAUUGAAUCUGGUAAGAUUGAUAUCAAAGAAGAUGUUAAGACCAGAGCUAGAAAAUUAGCUGAUGAUUACGGAUGGGAUGUUGUUGAUGCUAGAAAGAUUUGGUGUUUCGGUCCAGAUGGUACCGGUCCAAAUGUUGUUGUUGAUCAAACUAAAGCUGUUCAAUAUUUAUCCGAAAUUAAAGAUUCUGUUGUUGCUGCUUUCCAAUGGGCUACCAAAGAAGGUCCAGUUUUAGGUGAAAAUGUUAGAGCUUUAAGAGUUAACAUUUUAGAUGUUACCUUACAUGCUGAUGCUAUUCACAGAGGUGGGGGUCAAAUUAUUCCAACCAUGAGAAGAGUUACCUAUGCUUCUAUGUUAUUAGCUAAACCAGCUAUCCAAGAACCAAUUUUCUUAGUUGAAAUUCAAUGUCCAGAAAAUGCUAUUGGUGGUAUUUACUCUGUUUUAAAUAAAAAGAGAGGUCAAGUUAUUUCUGAAGAACAAAGACCAGGUACUCCAUUAUUCACUGUUAAAGCUUACUUACCAGUUAAUGAAUCUUUUGGUUUCAGUGGUGAAUUAAGACAAGCUACUGGUGGUCAAGCUUUCCCACAAAUGAUCUUUGAUCAUUGGCAAAUCUUAAGUGGUGAUGUCACUGACCCAGCCACUAAACCAGGUGCCGUUGUUAAGGAAAAGAGAGAAAGAUCAGGUUUAAAGGCUGAAGUUCCAGAUUAUACUGAAUAUUAUGAUAAAUUAUAA
Molecule: messenger RNA, 2493 nt
Organism: Scheffersomyces coipomensis
Lineage: Eukaryota; Fungi; Ascomycota; Pichiomycetes; Serinales; Debaryomycetaceae
Gene: EFT2
Product: elongation factor 2
Exons: 1
Coding region: 1-2493 (830 amino acids)
Biological process (GO): translational elongation
Cellular component (GO): cytosol; ribonucleoprotein complex
Molecular function (GO): ribosome binding; GTPase activity; GTP binding
Source: RefSeq, a predicted model, not a curated record